This is a messenger RNA of Glossina fuscipes, 1737 nucleotides long. RefSeq names its product DEAD-box helicase Dbp80 (gene Dbp80). The transcript has 2 exons. The coding region runs from base 94 to 1488 and encodes 464 amino acids. Gene Ontology annotation, cellular component: nucleus; cytoplasmic stress granule. Gene Ontology annotation, biological process: poly(A)+ mRNA export from nucleus. Gene Ontology annotation, molecular function: RNA binding; RNA helicase activity; ATP binding. The record is from RefSeq and is a predicted model, not a curated record. Lineage: Eukaryota; Metazoa; Arthropoda; Insecta; Diptera; Glossinidae.
AAUUUGUGAAAAAUUUGUUUUACCUGCUAGAAGCAGAUUUUUAACUAUUAAACAUAAAUUUAUAUAAAUAGUAGAAAUUGUUUUCACUAUAAGAUGGAUUGGGCUAAGAAAGCCGAAGACCAAGUAAGCAAAUUGGUUAGCAAUUUAGAAAUUGAUAAAAAGGAUGACUCGGAAGAGAAGAAAGCCGGCACUGAAGAAGCUGACGGGGCGAGUCCUGCCGAAACUAGUUUAAUGCUAAAGAUUAUUCGGAAAGGCCUAGUGGAAUCGAAAUUGGAUUUGGAAGUUCAACGUCAAGAUCCAAAUUCUCCAUUGCAUUCAGUAAAAACGUUCGAGAAAUUACAUUUGAAACCUGAAAUUCUCAAAGGUAUAUACGCGAUGGGGUUUAAUGCUCCUUCGAAAAUUCAAGAGACUGCUUUGCCUCUCUUACUCGCUGAUCCUCCUCAAAACAUGAUAGCGCAAAGUCAGUCGGGUACAGGCAAAACAGCUGCCUUUGUUUUAGCCAUGUUAAGUCGCGUAGACACAAAAUUAACGCAUCCACAAGUUCUUUGCUUAUCGCCAACAUAUGAGCUGGCAAUCCAGACGGGUGAAGCCGCUGCUAAAAUGGCUCAAUUCUGCCCAGACAUAAAGCUAAAGUUCGCGGUGCGCGGCGAAGACGUUGAACCCGGCACAAAAUUGACUGAGCACAUUAUUAUUGGCACUCCGGGGAAAGUAUUGGAUUGGGGUUUAAAAUUUCGCGUAAUCGAUUUGAAGAAAAUACGAGUUUUUGUUUUAGACGAAGCCGAUGUUAUGAUAGCGACGCAAGGCCACCAUGAUCAAUGCAUCCGUAUACACAAGCAAUUGCCUGCUAAGUGUCAAAUGUUAUUCUUCUCUGCUACUUAUGAUAAAGACGUAAUGGAGUUCGCUCAACAUAUUGUACCCGAAGCGAAUAUCAUACGCCUCCAAAGAGAAGAAGAAUCGUUGGAUAACAUCAAACAAUAUUAUGUGCGUUGCCGAUCCGAGGAUGAAAAAUAUCAAGCCAUACAAAAUAUUUACGGUAGUAUUACGAUUGGCCAGGCGAUCAUAUUUUGUCAUACUCGAAAAACGGCUGGUUGGCUAGCGGGAAAAAUGUCAUCAGAUGGGCAUUCUGUUGCGGUGUUAUCAGGUGAUUUAACGGUUGAGCAACGUUUAGCAGUACUUGAUCGUUUUAGGAUUGGUCUCGAAAAAGUGUUAAUAACGACGAAUGUGUUAUCGCGCGGUAUAGACGUAGAACAAGUUACUAUUGUAGUCAACUUUGACUUACCUAUGGAUGCCAAAGGGCGAGCUGAUUGUGAGACUUAUUUACAUCGCAUCGGCAGAACUGGGCGGUUCGGAAAGAACGGUAUAGCAAUUAAUUUGAUUGAUAGUGAUAAAGCAAUGGUUAUCUGCCGUGCCAUCGAAGACCAUUUCAAGAAACCUAUUAAGGAACUAAACGCUGACAACUCAGAAGAGAUUGAAAAAAUUGGAUCCUAAGCUGAUAAGAGUUAAAUCUCAAAUUUGCUGCUUAAUAAUAUUGCUUACAUACAUAAUAUGUUUGCUUUAGUUACUUUUCUUUUUUUAUUUUUUUUUUUUAUUAACUUAAAAAGAAACAUCUGUGUUAUAUAUAUUUUUGAUGAUUUACAAUAUAACAUUAUUUUCAUUCAAUAGAAAAAGAACUACGCUUUUCGUACUCCUUAUAGAAUAAUAAAACGAAAAUAUGGCUUGAAUCAAAAGAAAGCAAAA